GUCCCCGCCUCUGCCCAGGUGUCCCCGGCUCGGGCAGCACCAGCACUCACGCUGCCACCUGCUGCUCCAGCAGCUCCGGCUGCUCCGGGGCCGGCGAUUUGGGAACCUCCCGAGGGCACAGCGGUGUUCGGAUGCACAGGUAGAGAAAGGAAAGUUCACUAGAGAGCAAGACAUUUAGUCCAAAAAGAGUAUUGUGAGUGAAUAUGCAAAUUCAACACACACCACCAAGGGCACCAGAGCAAUAGAGGAAGCCAAAAUGAGCCGGAAAAGCAAAAGGAGUUUAAAGGAGAAAUUUUCCUUGAAGAACAGCCUGGUUAAAGAAGCUCUCUCAGAGUUCCUGGGAACUUUUAUACUGAUAGCUCUUGGCUGUGGCUGUGUGGGGCAGGCUGUGCUCAGCCGGGGCGCGCACGGGGGGCCCAUGACGGUGUCCGUGGGGUUUGCCAUGGCAGUCACCAUAGCAGUGUACGUGUCCGGGGGCGUUUCUGGUGGCCACAUAAACCCAGCUGUUUCAUUAGCCAUGUGCGUGACUGGAAGAUUAAAAUGGACCAAAUUACCAAUUUACAUAUUAGCACAACUCCUGGGAGCAUUCGUUGGAGCAGCGGCUGUCUUUGGGAUUUAUUACAAUGCAUUUAUGGAGUACAGUGAUGGAAAACUUGAAGUCACAGGACCUAAUGCAACAGCCCAAAUCUUUGCAACAUAUCCAGCUCCCUAUCUGUCCCUCAUAAAUGGAUUUGCAGAUCAGGUGAUGUCAACAGCUGUUCUUCUUCUGGCUAUAUUUGCUAUUUUUGACACCAAAAAUAACAGCGUACCCAAGGGCCUGGAGCCAAUUGCAGUAGGACUUCUUAUAAUUGUUCUUACUUGCUCCUUGGGAAUGAACAGUGGCUGUGCCAUGAACCCAGCCAGGGAUCUUGGCCCAAGGCUCUUCACAGCCAUUGCAGGAUGGGGCAUGGAAGUAUUCACGGCUGGUAAUAAUUGGUGGUGGAUUCCUAUAGUUGCACCUCUGCUGGGAGGUGUACUUGGAGCAAUGAUCUAUAUAAUUUUUAUUGAAAUUCAUCACUCAGAUCCUCAGUCAGGAGAAGAAAAUGAGGUGCAUACUAAAUAUGAAUUGACCAAUAUGGCAUAAGAAGUGAAGAAUUUCCUCUGUCAUUUUGUUGUGCAGUUUUUAUGCAAAUGGUUGUUGGGACCAUGUAUGAAAUCCAUAUGCUUCGAUUAGAAAUUCACCUUUCAAAGCAGAAAUUCUGUAUAUAAGUUCAAAAUUGAAGUCUUUCCAUGAAACAUUGGGUGAUCACAUUCAAAAUUGGUAUAUUGAGAAUGGGAAGGCUAAAUUGUCCUUUUCAUGUGGCUUUUAGGUCAAGUUAUCUCUUAGAUGCAAUUGUAGUGAGAUGAGGCACUGUCCUGUUAAUUCAACUCAUAUGAUCUUAAUCAUGUUGCCUAAUUAACUGAAAAUAGUUGAGAUAUUGAUGCAAAACUGCAUGCAUAGCUAGUUAAUGAGUUCAGUGCUGAAUUAAUGUGCAAGAGCAUCACUUACUUCUUAAGAAUGUUUGCCUAAACAUUUAAAACAAUACCCAAUUUGGCUAAAUGCCGAUUGAAACAGUUUAAAAUAACUUCACUAAAUUUUAUGGAGCCACUAUUGAUCAGCAAGAAAUCAAUUCCUCAAUGAUUAGGUUUAGUAACUCACAAUAUGAUCACAAAAGGUAAAAAACUGUUUGUUGUAAGAUCAGCACCAAAGAGACAAAGGUAACUUCUGCACAGGGUCUUCAGAGCAUUAAUGCUUAGUUAUUUUUAGAAUAUUUACUUGACCUUUAUGUUAGCCAAUAUUAAAAUCCUUAUGUAGAAUACUAAUCUGAAUCUCUUCCACUGUGCUUUCUGGAUACAAUUCAUUCCUGUGGAGAUGGCACAGCAAGAGGCUGAUGCUGUGCAAGGGUCAGCACAAAGCUGAUCUCUAUAUAAGCUUUAAAGAGUCCUGCUGCUGCUGAUUUAUAUAGGUGGAUUUCAUCUGCAUUGUAGGAGCAAUUUUUAAUUGAAUUUAAUUUGAAUUUUUAAUUCAAAACUGGUCUCAGAGGUAAUCCUAGAUCUGAAUUUUCCAAGGAAGGCCAGAUCCACAUCAAAAUUCUGAUGUGGGAGUUCCCUCUCACUAAAGAGAAAUUGUUGGACAUAUAUUCUUUCCUAAAUAUCCAGCCUUGAAAAUGAAAUUAUUUCUGCUUAAUCAUUGUGAAUUGAAUGUAUUCAGUUAAAUCAAAGUUUAUUUCUAUUAUGCAUACAUCUAUCCAUGGUUGGUGAUGGUGAUCAUAAAUAAACAGGCAUCUGAUUCA
Oenanthe melanoleuca is the source of this 2312-nucleotide messenger RNA. It is a transcript of the gene AQP9, whose product is annotated as aquaporin 9. Gene Ontology annotation, biological process: glycerol transmembrane transport; water transport. Gene Ontology annotation, molecular function: water channel activity; glycerol channel activity; urea transmembrane transporter activity. The record is from RefSeq and is a predicted model, not a curated record. NCBI's taxonomy places the organism in Eukaryota, Metazoa, Chordata, Aves, Passeriformes, Muscicapidae. The coding region runs from base 257 to 1123 and encodes 288 amino acids. The transcript has 8 exons. Gene Ontology annotation, cellular component: basolateral plasma membrane; plasma membrane.